Molecule: messenger RNA, 1197 nt
Organism: Pieris macdunnoughi
Lineage: Eukaryota; Metazoa; Arthropoda; Insecta; Lepidoptera; Pieridae
Source: the annotation of a GenBank genome assembly
AUGCUAGCGGGAGUGAGGGCUUUAAGAGAUUUCAUCUGGAUCGGAGUAGGACUUCGAGAGUUUUCUGCUUACCCGUUUACUUUGGUUUUGGGGGACUCUAAAGAAAUCGAGACGGACCGCACAGCGUAUGCGUCGGCGCAGGAAUAUAAAGAGGCUUUGGAAGCAUUGCGCAGGAACACCGGCGUUGAACGCUCGAAACCGCAAAGAACCCUCGAAUCAGAGAUUAUACGUUCUGAGGAGGUGUUGCAAGAGUUGACCGAAGAAAUUCUCCCCGAUCCAUGGGAGUUGAAUAACACAGCAAGAUCAGAUGUGGAGCUCUUGUUCUUUAACCGUGUGCCCAAGGUUGGAAGUCAGACGUUUAUGGAACUCCUGCGAAGAUUGGCUAUUCGUAAUCAAUUCGGCUUUCAUCGAGAUGCAGUACAACGUGUAGAAACCAUUCGUCUGGCUCCUGCUGACCAGCAGAUCCUGGCUAGCAUAGUCUCUGCCCACACGCCGCCAGCUUCCUACAUCAAACAUGUAUGCUACACAAACUUUACACGGUUUGGCUAUCCAUCACCCAUUUAUGUGAACGUGGUCCGUGAUCCGAUAGAAAGAGUUAUAUCUUGGUACUACUAUGUGAGAGCGCCGUGGUACUAUGUCGAGAGGAAGCGAGCUUUCCCUGACCUGCCCCUGCCCGAUCCAGCUUGGCUUAAAAAGGAUUUCGAAACGUGCGUACUGAGCGGCGACCGGGAGUGCAGAUAUAUAGAAGGAGAGACUCAUGAAGGCAUCGGAGAUCACCGAAGACAGACCCUGUUCUUCUGCGGACAUGAACCUCAGUGCACGCCUUUCAACACAGCAGAAGCAUUACAACGCGCGAAACGCGUGGUAGAGCAGCAGUACGCGGUGGUGGGAGUCCUGGAAGAUAUGAACUCGACUCUGCUGGCCUUUGAGCGAUACGUGCCUCGAUUCUUCAGAGGAGCCUUAAGGAUGUAUUGGGAGGAGCUAAACACAUUCAACCGGAUCAAUCGAAAUGCAUUCAAACCGCCCGUUUCCGAGGAAGUGAAAAACAUCGUCCGCGCGAACUUCACGCGAGAGAUUGAAUUCUAUGAGUUCUGUAAGCAAAGGCUUCACAUGCAGCUGAAGGCUCUACGGGAUCCCGCCAUUACUCUGCCCUCAACGCCAAGUGAUAGGAGGAGACUUACGUAUGAUAGAUUAUAA